This is a messenger RNA of Aspergillus glaucus CBS 516.65, 6131 nucleotides long. Its product is annotated as type I polyketide synthase. The coding region runs from base 61 to 6060 and encodes 1999 amino acids. The record is from RefSeq and is a predicted model, not a curated record. Gene Ontology annotation, molecular function: 3-oxoacyl-[acyl-carrier-protein] synthase activity; fatty acid synthase activity. Lineage: Eukaryota; Fungi; Ascomycota; Eurotiomycetes; Eurotiales; Aspergillaceae. The transcript has 6 exons. Gene Ontology annotation, biological process: fatty acid biosynthetic process; secondary metabolite biosynthetic process.
GUCUGUGUUGUCACCUCCUUUUUUCGUCCCGUUUGAAGGGUCUGCCUCAUAGAGCCCGAAAUGGCGCCUCAUCGCCUGCUAAUAUUUGGCGACCAAUCUACAAGUCCGUCUUCAACAAUCAAGGAAUUGCAACGACAGGCACAAGACUCUCCGGCGCUAUGCCAUUUUCUCGAUGCGACUGAGAAAAGACUUCGAUCCCAGUGGACGCCGGCGACAAUAGCAGAGCGCGGACUACUUCGACAAUUCGAAUCCUUCUCAAACCUGGUAGAACGAUAUACUCACCACAAAGACGCGGUUGUGUCGGGCGUCCUUCAUUGUACUGCUCAGCUCGGAUCCCUCAUACUUUUAGUUGAAAAUGACCCCAGCGUACUCGCGACGUUUACCUCUGUUCAUCUUCUUGGAUUUUGCACUGGGUUGCUUCCUGCAGCAGCGGCUGCAACGGCGACAUCCGCUAAGCAGUUACUGAAACUAGCCCCGGCAAUCGUUUCACUUUCCUUGUAUCUGUCAUUCGAAGCCCAUAAACGGUCAUGGGCGAUCGAACCAUCCAGCGACAGUUGGACAAUGGUGGUGUCCGAUAUCACGGCAGAAACUGUUCGAGACGAAUUGAAGGGACUUCAGUCCACUGAUGCUUAUUCUUCGCACAAACGAGCAUAUAUCAGCGCAGAAGUUGACUCCUUCGUCAGCAUUAGUGGCCCGCCGUCAACAUUGGAAUUGGUAGCAAAGCAUCUGCGCAGCCAUUUCCAUGACAUUCCUAUGCUGCUACCAAUUACUGCGGCAUACCAUGCAUCACAUCUGCCAAAGUCUGACAUAGAUAUUAUGCUCCGGUGCGCCGAGGUCCCAGACUUACCUAUUAGAGAGGAAGUGACUUUGAUGUCGACCAGCUCUGGAGACCUGUAUGAUGCGCGGUCAUUACACCAGAUCCUCGGCUAUGUCCUCGAAGAUAUAUUCCAAUUUCCAAUAUCGUGGAACAAGUCCCUUCAAUCAGUCAUAAAGCUUGUUCGAGGAGGUACCGUUAUUGUCUCAGCUGUUGGACCGACAAACCUGAGCAAGGCACUUUGUCGGGGGUUGACUGAAGGUGAAGUAGACGUCAGUGAAGUCCAUCAAUGUAUAGAGGAGACAGAAUACUCCAUCCGUAAUAAGCCAACUGAUGUUGCCAUAAUCGGUAUGGCAGGCCGUUUCCCUGGAGGCGAGGAUCUGGAUCAAUUCUGGGAGACCAUCAGCCAAGGCCGCGAUACGCACACGAAGAUUCCUGCUGAUUGUUUCGAUGUCGACAAACAUUAUGAUCCGACUGGAAAAACUAGAAAUGCUACAACUUCGCCAUAUGGGUGUUUCUUGUCACGUCCUGGGGAAUUCGAUGUCAACCUGUUCAAUAUGUCACCCCGCGAAGCGAAGACAGUCGAUCCAACACAGCGCCUUCUUCUGAUGACUGCGUACGAAGCUCUCGAAAGGGCGGGUUAUUCAGAUCAUCAGGGACGGCGUAUAGGCACAUUCUUUGGCCAAGCUACGGACGACUACCGGGAAACGAACGCAGGGCAGAACAUCGAUCUCUACUAUAUCCCUGGGGUCAUGCGCGCCUUUGGUCCAGGUCGCCUGAAUUACCACUUUAAAUGGGACGGCCCUUCUUACAGCAUCGAUACAGCGUGUUCGUCCAGUACCGCUGCCCUUGAAUUCGCAUAUAAUGCUCUUGCUACUGGGGAUUGUGACAUGGCGCUAGCCGGUGGAGGAAACAUUCUGUCAGGCCCGCAGAUGUUCUCUGGUCUCAGCCGUGGGGGUUUCCUUUCUCCGACUGGGGGUUGUAAGACAUUUUCUGACGAUGCCGACGGAUACUGCCGCGGAGAAGGUGUGGGAGUGGUGGUUCUGAAGCGGUUGGAUCGUGCUAUCGUGGACGGUGACAAUAUAGAAGCAGUUAUUAAGAGCAUCGUGACGAAUCACUCGGCCAAUGCGGCAUCCAUCACGCAUCCCCAUUCCCUGACGCAACAAAGGCUUUACCAGAAGGUCCUGCAGAAAGCCCUAUUGAAGCCUGAAGAUGUGCAAUACAUCGAGAUGCAUGGCACAGGGACCCAGGCUGGAGAUAAGACAGAAAUGGAGUCAGUAACAAAUGUCUUUGGACAGCAUCGUGAUAGUCCACUAUACAUUGGUGCAGUGAAAUCGAACGUUGGCCAUGGCGAGGGGGCUGCCGGUAUCACUUCUUUGAUCAAGUGCACCUUGAUGUUGGUGCACAAUCUCAUCCCUCCACAUCCUGGUAUCGAGGCGGAACUGAACCGUCACUUUCCACCGUUGUCAGAAAAUAACAUGCACAUUCCCCAGAGUCCGCUCCCAUUUACCCAGAGCACUGAGUGUGGAAAGAGGAGGAUUCUUAUCAACAACUUCAACGCAACGGGUGGAAACACGAGCCUUUUAAUUGAGGAUCCUCCCCCUAACAGAAAAGUCCUGGUUGAGACUACGCGGUCCCAUCACGUCGUCACCGUAUCCGCAAAAUCGCGCAAGUCAUUAGAUUGCAAUAAGCGGAAUCUCAUGGAUUAUCUCCGUUCCCAUUCUGAAGUCGGAAUUGAAGACAUAUCUUACACUACCACUGCGAGACGGAUGCAUCACAACUUUCGAAAGGCCUACAGCGUUACCAAUACCGUUCAUCUUAUCAAUGCGGUUGAGGAUGACCUCGGAAACAAAUUUUCGGAAAUACACAGGCCAUCAGAGCGUCCGCCAAUUGUUUUACUUUUUACGGGCCAGGGGUCGCAGUAUCCAGGAAUGGCAAAAGAUCUUUUCGAGUCUUGCGAAACGUUUAGAAAAGGGAUCCUCGAGCUGGAUUCCAUAGCCGUCAGUCUGCAGUUACCCUCAUUCUUGGAAAUCAUCAGUACUGGAGGCCAGGCGAUGCCAUGUCUAUCACCAGUGCAAGCGCAGGUAGCAUUGGUAGCUUUAGAGAUCGCGCUCGUCGAUUUAUGGAAAUCUUGCGGAAUCAUCCCGGACAUGGUCCUGGGACACAGUCUAGGCGAAUAUGCUGCAUUAUGCACCGCGGGAGUGUUGUCGGUCUACGACACCAUUUUUCUGGUGGGAAAUCGAGCGCGUUUGAUGGAGACCUACUGCACACCCUAUGAGCACGGCAUGUUAUCGAUCGUAAGCGAUGUUCGUUCCGUCGAGAAUUAUCUGAACACUGCAGGGUAUACCACAUGUGACAUCGCCUGCAUUAACAGCCCGUCAGCUACAGUUGUGAGCGGUCCCAUGCAGGAUCUCAUCGCGUUAAAGGACAGCUUGGGUCAUAUUCGGUCGACCAUGCUCGAAGUCCCAUUUGCCUUCCAUUCGUCUCAAGUCGAUCCCAUUCUUUCCGACUUCCGUCGCCUGAUGGCCACCAUCCAAUUCCAUGCGCCUAGAGUCCCUGUCAUAUCAACCCUCACUCCAGGGAAAGUCGACUGGCAGGGCGUAUUUGGGCCGGAGUACCUCAUUCGACAAUCACGGGAGCCAGUGAGGUUCUUGCAGGCCGUUGAAGAGUGCCGAAACGAUGUAAUUGAUGAAUGGAGUGCAAUGUGGCUUGAAAUCGGUCCUAGUCCGGUCUGUUUGGGUAAUUUGCGGUCAAUUCAGUCAAUAGACCCGGAAAAAAUGCUUCCCACUCUGCGCCGUCGGCAGAGUUGCUGGGAUACUAUUACGCAUGUCUUGUCUUGCUUAUACGAUGCGGGGGUAGACAUACGGUGGUCCGAAUAUUGCAGGGAGCAAUCGAGUAGUCUUCAAUUACUUGACUUGCCCACAUACGCAUUCGAUUUGCAAAACUACUGGAUUCCGUACGAGGAAGACAAAUCAACAACACCACGAAACGCGGCAUCGACUAUACCGAGGUUCGUUUCAACUUGCUUACAUCGCAUCGAAGAGGAGUCAGACGGCAAUGGCUACCGUGGAGUUACGUUUGUCACAGACUUGACGGACACAGCCUUGCUCGAAACGAUCUAUGGCCAUCGUGUAAAUGGACUUGGUUUGUGUCCAAGUUCUGUCUAUACGGAUAUGGCUUUGAGUGCGGCUUCCUAUGUGCAACAGAAUAUCAAAUGUUCGUCAGUUUCGGAAGAUAUGAGUGUCAUGCAUCUCAGGAUAAAUCGACCGCUGGUCGUGCCGCAAAGCUGUGACCGAUACGAUAUCAAAGUGCACUGUGAAUACCUGGAGGAUAAAUCAUGCUUUGAAAUUACGUUUCGCUCACAGACAGACCAGGGACCUCAAGAGCAUGGCCGGUGUAUCGUGGGGCUUGGGCAGCAUGCAAAAUGGAAAGACGAAUGGCGUCGUACAAUACAUUUGAUCAAGUCACGGAUAACAGCCUUGUCGGGUCACUCGAGGACAGGAUCUACACACCGCAUCUUGAAGGACAUGGUGUACAAGCUCUUUUCAAGGGUGGUGACAUACGGAGAGCGAUACCGAAGUCUCCGAGAAGUCUUCCUCGACAGCAAAGAGUACGAAGCGGCUGCGACUGUCCAGUUUUCAGCGAACGCGCAGACAGAUAAAUUCACAAUCAGUCCCUACUGGGUUGAUGCAACUAUUCAUCUCGGAGGAUUUUCUCUCAAUGCGCAUCCGAGCAUUCCCGAUAACCUGGUUUAUAUAUCCACUGGGUGGGACGAUCUUUAUGUCGCUGCUGCAUUGUCAGCCGAAAAACAGUAUACCAGCUACGUUCGCAUGCAGGAUUCGGGACACGGACUGUACAUUGGAGACGUUUACCUUCUAGACGACGAUAUGGUUGUGGCCAUAUGUGCGGGACUACGCUUUCAGGAGAUGAAGAGCAGUUCAUUGCAUGCGAUAUUGCAAUCGACUCAAGUAGCCGCUCCUUCAUUUGCCCCAGAGUCUACGACAGAGAAUAUUACGGUCCCAGACACCCAGAGCUCAAUCAUCGAGAUCCCACUGUCCACGGAGUCCAUUUUUAGAAAAGUCAAGUCUAUCAUCGGGGAGGAGAUAAAUAUGGAUCCCAGCAAUAUAUCAGAAAAUGUGAGAUUCGAAGAAUUGGGAAUCGACUCCAUUCUACGAAUGACGAUAGUAUCGAAAAUCCAGGGAGAAAUAAACAUUUACCUCUCUUUGUCCGCUUUCGAUGAUUACCCAACCUUGGCUGCUCUUCGAGGACAUAUUCAAGGGAUGCUUGGGAUAAGCAACAGCAACGGUUCGAGUAGUUCUUCAUCGUUGAUGAGCCCGAUUAUUACUUCGACACCCUCGACACAGCAUGAGAGCGUUCGUCCAUCGUCGGAGUCACGGACUCCUUCGUUAGAGAUUGCUGCAACAGCAAAACAGUUCUAUAGUCAACCGAUUCUGCUAUCCGGACGCCCCAUACACGGUGCUCCCAUACUGUUUCUGAUGCCCGACGGCGCUGGUUCUCCGUCUUCUUAUGCCAUGCUUCCAACGCUGCCUCAUGGAAUCGCAGUUUACGGACUCGAGUCUCCAUUCUGUCACAAACCACUUGAAUGGAAUUGUUCAUUCGACAAAGUGGCGACUAUGUACAUGGAUGCUAUUCGCAGGAUUCAACGACACGGUCCAUAUAUAUUGGGCGGAUGGUCUUUGGGUGGAAUACACGCGUAUGAAGUCGCACGGCAGUUACUCCAUGCCGGUGAGAAAGUUCAAGGUCUUCUUCUGAUUGAUGCUCCGAACCCGAACUUUCUGGGUCAUAUCUUGGAUCCCGUCGUCGAACUGCUCGAAGAUACUGGUAUAAUGGUAGCAGCCGAGCGAGUUAACGAAGGGAAACACUUGGAGUUGGAACGCGUCAAGAAUCAUAUGUGCAAAUGCGUUGAGUCUCUCAAACACUAUGUUCCUGAUCCAAUGGGUCCUGACAGUCGACCGGACCAUGUAUUUGCUAUAUGGGCAGCGGAUGGCGUCGAGCAAUGGAAUGACAAACCCGUGGAAGACCCUAGUGAAACUACUGUGACAGCAAAGGAAGAAGUGCGUCAAUUGCAGCGAUGGAUGGAGUGGCGAACUACGUCAUUUGGUCCAAAUGGAUGGGAUAGAAUGGUCGGCGAGGUAGAGUGCCAUGUUGUUGAAGGGGACCAUCUCUCUAUACUCCGUUCGCCUUGGGUGAGUGCUCGGAUUCCAUUCAAUUUUGUCUUUGUCUAACAUAUAUCAGGUUGAGAAUACUGGACAUUUGGUGGCAGAAGCCGUUGACCUGUUCCUAGGUCGAGACGUAC